This is a messenger RNA of Dibothriocephalus latus, 342 nucleotides long. Lineage: Eukaryota; Metazoa; Platyhelminthes; Cestoda; Diphyllobothriidea; Diphyllobothriidae. The record is from the annotation of a GenBank genome assembly.
GUUCCAGCUAGGUCGAAGCCGGCCCCUGCAGCGCAACAAUUUCCGACGGUAGUAUCAGUGCCAGCUGACGAACAACGUUCAGCACCGGCGCCGCCUAAACCUGCUGCCAAGCCUGUCAAAGACGAUCUGCCCGACGUCUACGAUGAUGAACUGACUCUAGUCAUUACGAAGAAAAAAGCUGAACUGCCGGGUUUCAUUGUGCUGCUAAAUAAAGCUCUUGUUCAGCAGGUCUUAAAAGCCACAGCCAUCACCAAUGAGAUGCGAAUUCGCUUCCAGCAGUCUUUCGAAGUUGCUUUGGCUGCUCCAAGGUUUUUUCUCUCUUUUUCUGGUUUUUCUGGUUGA